AUGAACUUGGGUGGACACUUUGGAGUUUGGGACUACAGCAUUUUCUUCACCAUGCUGCUGGCCUCUUCAGCGAUAGGCAUUUACUACGCCUUCAAGGCUGCGAAGAAGCCGCAGGUGCCUAAAUCAAUGGGAGUUGUCCCCGUCGCUAUGUCGCUGAUCAGCACGUCCAUAUCGCCCGUAGCUAUGCUAGGCAUUCCAGCCGAGAUGUACUUCUACGGCGUCGGGUUUAUCAUGAUACAAGUGGGACUGCUGUUCACCGUGCUCUUGACAAAUCGCAUCUACAUGCCCAUGUUUCACAACCUUGACGUUACCAGCGCUUUCCAGGGCGGCAUCAAGGCGAUUGUCAUGGCCGACGUGUUUAUGAGCUUCAUAAAGUAUGCCUCCAUCAUACUGCUUGCAGUGAAGGGGACCAUCGACGUCGGUGGCUGGCAGAUCGUCUACGAAAAGAACCGCGACUCUCAAAGACUUUAUUUGUUCGACUUUCACCCGGACCCGACGAUUCGUCAUUCAGCCUGGUCCCUGGUGAUCGGAGGCACAUUCCUGUGGCUCACCAUGUACGCCGUCAACCAAGGCUGGGUGCAGCGCUAUCUCAGCAUGCCGAACGUGGCCGCAGUUAGGAGAGCCAUGUGGGUGAACCUGAUGGGAGUGAUUGCACUUCAGAGUUUGCUGUGCUACGUGGGACUGGUGAUAUUCGCGCGAUACAGUGACUGCGAUCCCAUCAGCACAAGGCAGGUCACGGCGGCGGACCAGGUAAAUCCAUUUUUCAUCAUGGACAUACUGGGAAGUUACCCAGGUGUUCCUGGCCUCAUCGUGUCUGGAAUAUUCAGCGGAGGACUGAGCGGCGUAUCUGCAAGCCUCAGCUCCCUGGCGACAACGACACUUCAGGAUAUCGUAAAGACUUACAUCAAGCCGGACCUUGGAGAUAGGGCUGCUGGCAUCUUACUGAAAGUUCUUACUGUCGUGUUCGGAGUCAUCGUCGUCGCCAUGGUGUACGUGGCCCAGCAGAUGGGGGACGUCCUGCAGUCGGCGCUGUCCAUCCUUGGUAUCGUCGGUGGCCCUCUGGUCGGCGUCUACAGCCUCGGCAUCUUCGUCCCGUUCGCCAAUUCAAUUGGAGCCACUGCGGGCUUGGUGGCCGGUGUGGCGACGCUGUCCUGGAUCAGCGUGGGCGCCUAUCUCCGGAGGCCGCUUCACUGGCGACCGCCGAUCUCGGUCGACGGUUGCGUUCCACUGUACCUGAAUGCAACGGGCCUCGAGCAGCCGGUUCUUCCUGCUGCCAACGUCGACGCGCACAAACAGCUCAAGGGGCUGGCGCCUGAGGACCCAUACAAGAUCGCUAGCUCAGACAGACUAGUGGAACUACUCAAAAAUAACCUGCCAGGUGUGAACCCGGGCUUCUCGGUCGACAUCGAGGAGCUAUUCUACUCAAUUUCCCACAAGGACCUGUUCCAGGCGGUUCGCGAUUGCAUUGAAAUAGUAGCGUUCCAAAAUUCGAGUGGCGUCUCCGUAAGGGGUUCCUAG
Molecule: messenger RNA, 1518 nt
Organism: Dermacentor albipictus
Lineage: Eukaryota; Metazoa; Arthropoda; Arachnida; Ixodida; Ixodidae
Source: RefSeq, a predicted model, not a curated record